Molecule: messenger RNA, 1885 nt
Organism: Oryza brachyantha (malo sina)
Lineage: Eukaryota; Viridiplantae; Streptophyta; Magnoliopsida; Poales; Poaceae
Product: ferrochelatase-1, chloroplastic
Exons: 9
Coding region: 137-1576 (479 amino acids)
Biological process (GO): heme biosynthetic process
Molecular function (GO): protoporphyrin ferrochelatase activity
Source: RefSeq, a predicted model, not a curated record
CCAACCCCAAGGCAAGGCGGAAGGAAGGAAGAAAGAAGACGUGGCAGUGUAGUCGUCGGGACACCACCAUUCCUGGAACUCUCUCUCUCUCUCCUCGGAUCUCUCCUCUCCUCUCCCCUCCCCUCCCAGGGUGGUCAUGGAGUGCGCCCGCUGCUCCGGGGCUCUUCAUCUCGACUGCUCUGCGCGCUUCCUCGGGAAGGGGGGCUCCUCCAGGUCGUCCAGUCACUCCAGUUCUACAAAUCUCGUUUCCACCAAAUAUGAGCAAAACUCACGCAGGAAUGUUAAACCCUCACAAUUAGCUGCAAGUGGAUCUUCUUGUCUUGUUAACAGAAGUCCAGUGCUUAAGCAGCGACAGAAUCUUUCUCUGAGGUCUACCUUGGCAGAUGUAUAUAAUACUUUUGAUGAAAAGGUCAUAUCUGUUUCUUCGCAUGCUACUGAAGAAAAGGUUGGAGUACUCUUGCUAAACCUUGGUGGCCCAGAGACACUGGAUGAUGUUCAACCAUUUUUAUUCAACCUGUUCGCUGACCCAGAUAUCAUUCGAUUGCCAAGGUUGUUCAGGUUUCUUCAAAGACCAUUGGCCAAGCUUAUCUCUACUUUUAGAGCUCCAAAGAGUAAGGACGGGUAUGCUUCAAUCGGUGGAGGUUCACCUUUGCGGAAAAUUACUGAUGAGCAGGCAAAUGCUUUGAAGGUUGCACUGAAAAAGAAGAAUUUGCAUGCAAAUAUAUAUGUUGGAAUGCGAUACUGGUACCCUUUUACAGAAGAAGCCAUUGAUCAGAUUAAGAAGGAUAGGAUUACAAAGCUUGUUGUUCUUCCAUUGUACCCUCAGUACUCCAUAUCAACAAGUGGAUCAAGCAUCCGCGUUCUCCAAAAUGUUGUCAGGGAGGAUUCAUAUUUUGCUGGAUUGCCAAUUUCCAUUAUCGAAUCAUGGUACCAACGUGACGGUUAUGUGAAAUCAAUGGCUGACUUAAUUGAAAAGGAAUUAUCAAUUUUUUCCAAUCCUGAAGAGGUUAUGAUAUUCUUCAGUGCCCAUGGAGUACCGCUUACAUAUGUUACAGAUGCUGGAGAUCCUUACAAAGAUCAGAUGGAGGACUGCAUUGCUUUGAUCAUGGGAGAGUUAAGAUCCAGAGGAAUCUUAAACAGCCAUACUCUGGCUUACCAGAGUCGAGUUGGGCCAGUUCAGUGGCUUAAGCCGUAUACUGAUGAAGUUCUAGUUGAACUCGGUCAACAGGGUGUAAAGAGCCUCCUGGCUGUUCCAGUAAGCUUUGUGAGCGAGCACAUCGAAACCUUGGAAGAAAUUGACAUGGAGUACAAGGAACUGGCUCUAGAAUCGGGCAUCGAGAACUGGGGAAGGGUUCCAGCUCUUGGGUGCACCUCAUCCUUCAUCUCUGACCUUGCUGAUGCUGUGGUGGAAGCCCUGCCCUCCGCUUCGGCGAUUGUAACCAAGAAGGCGGAUGAAAGUGAUUCUGACAUGGACCUCAUGCACUACCUGAGCAAGAUGUUCUUCGGCUCCAUCUUGGCGUUUGUCCUCCUGUUGUCGCCGAGGCUAAUUUCCGCUUUCCGGAACACUCUGUUAUAGGUGAUGGUGGGUUCUUUCCUUUGGUUGGCACAACCAGGGUUUUGCUUGAGUAAAGUAGAAGGCAGACUCAUGGAUGUAGUGAAUAGUGAUUGUUAAAGUUCUCUUUUUUAGAUCAGUAAUGUUCAUAAAGAACCUCAAGGACUAAAUUGCCUAUCUGCACCAGCUUUGUUGUACUGGUAUACCGCAAGCCUAUCCUUGAACUGUUGAACAAUACCAUUUUUCCUUUUUACUAUUUGGUUUACAUGAGCACAUUGAUAAAACAGCAUUGAUAUGAUUACUAAUGCAUACGCAUCAUAAAUUUACCUUGUU